AUGUUCCUGUCUGUCCUUCUGUCUGCACUGGGCACAGUGGGAGCAGCGUACUGCGUAGUAAUCUCAGUUAUGGGCUUGAUUAAUGGUCCUCUGUGUGACAUAGGAGAUGGAGAAUACAUAUAUCCCUUCAGGAAUGACACUGAGAAUUACCUGUUCAGUCAGGACAGGUGGAGCAUCUGCAAGGAACCAGAGAAUGUCGUGUUGUGGAACGUUGUCUUGUUCUCCAUCACAUUGGGAAUCUCUGCCAUUGAGGCCGUCCUGUGUCUCAUACAAGUCAUCAAUGGAGUCAUUGGGGCGAUCUGUGGCACCUGCUUGAGGAAAAGAAAGGUCAACGUAUGUCAUUGUUAA
This is a messenger RNA of Staurois parvus, 348 nucleotides long. NCBI's taxonomy places the organism in Eukaryota, Metazoa, Chordata, Amphibia, Anura, Ranidae. The record is from the annotation of a GenBank genome assembly.